CCUCGUUUUGCCAGCAGCCACCCUCGUCUUCCUUCUUCGUCUCCGACGCUGCUGACAAACACCAGUCAUGGGCAAGCCCCACGGAAUCCGUACCGCACGCCGUCUGCGUGUCCACCGCCGCAACCAGCGCUGGCACGAUCUUGAGUACAAGAAGAAGCAUCUGGGUACCGCCCUCAAGGCCAACCCCUUUGGUGGUGCUUCCCACGCCAAGGGCAUCGUCGUUGAGAAGCUCGGUGUCGAGGCCAAGCAGCCCAACUCUGCCAUCCGUAAAUGCGUGCGUGUGCAGCUGAUCAAGAACGGCAAGAAGAUCACAGCGUUCGUGCCCCGUGAUGGUUGCCUCAACUUUGUUGACGAGAACGAUGAGGUGCUUGUGUCUGGUUUCGGUCGUAAGGGUCAUGCCGUCGGUGAUAUCCCCGGUGUUCGCUUCAAGGUGUGCAAGGUGUCCAACGUCGCCCUCCUCGCCCUCUACAAGGAGAAGAAGGACAAGCCCCGUUCUUAAGCGAACAGCAGCACCACAACACCAACAACAACACCCAAACCAACCCUCGCUUGGUCCCUAUUCGUCCCAUAUCUCUUUUUCCCCUCAACACACAUGUGCUGACUCGACCUGAUUUGUCUUGUCAGUCGCUUUGAUGCCGCAUGCACGCACACACCCCUGUGCCGCUGCCAUCGCCAUGUGUUUGUCAUUUGAUCAAUGAAUGAAAUGGCACAAGUUUACUGCCAAG
Molecule: messenger RNA, 725 nt
Organism: Salpingoeca rosetta
Lineage: Eukaryota; Choanoflagellata; Craspedida; Salpingoecidae
Product: ribosomal protein S23e
Exons: 6
Coding region: 68-499 (143 amino acids)
Biological process (GO): translation
Cellular component (GO): cytosolic small ribosomal subunit; ribosome
Molecular function (GO): structural constituent of ribosome
Source: RefSeq, a predicted model, not a curated record